Molecule: messenger RNA, 4437 nt
Organism: Acanthaster planci (crown-of-thorns starfish)
Lineage: Eukaryota; Metazoa; Echinodermata; Asteroidea; Valvatida; Acanthasteridae
Cellular component (GO): membrane
Source: RefSeq, a predicted model, not a curated record
UUGGGCAGAGCAUGGAGUUAGAGCAAGAGUAGAAUGGAGUGAGGUACGGUGACCCAGCACUACCAAGACUACCAAAAUCUUUAGUUCUUUACGCCCUUACAACACCGUUGUAAACGAAACUUCUUGUAGGGCGGUGAUCAGCAUCCGUUGAGAGGUGAAGUUGCGCUACCACGUCGCGCGAUUGCAGCGAUUGACCUGCAAGGUAGGAGAACACAAGCUGGAAGGUCACAGUAUCAGAGCUUUGUGAAGCUUUCUCCACGGCGGUGAGACCGUUGAAUGCCGCGUGGCAAAAAAGAAAUACUAUUUUAUUGACAGACCGCGGCUCUUUUUGAGGCAUGUUCUCCAGCGCUUGACCUUGCCAAACUAAAAUCGCUGGAAAACACAACUACCUACGUGUGGCAUCCCUACUGGAAUAUACGGCGGCUCCUUUUUAUAGCUCCGGCAUCAGGCCUCAUAUCAACGAAUAUUUUCGGGUCAUCAACUCGACCUGUUCUGCGUUUCAAGGCUGAUACGAUUACGGCAGUUCGGCGUGAACGAGAUCUCGGAUCUGAUCACAGCCUUUGCAUUUUAGGUGGGCCCACUCGCUGCUCGUUGGCCUAACCGCCCUUUACUUCCGGGUGGCGAUGUCUCAGCAAGAUCAACAUGGUGAUAUUGCCUAAGACUGUGGGGCGCAUUUGUGCCUGCAGUAGCAGGGCAGUAUUGCAGAUCUAUCAAGUUGUUUUCCUGUACGGACUCCUUGCUACUGUUUGGUCCCAAUCUGUGCAAUUCGACCUAACUGACAUACGACUGGUUGGAGGGCCCGCCAACGCCCCUAACUCCGGUCGAGUGGAGGUUCUGCAUGCCUCCUCCGGGAACUGGCUGAACGUGUGCGAUGUGAACUACUGGGGCGACAACGACGGGACCGUGGCGUGCCGCCAGCUGGGUUUCCCGGGCUACUCACGGACGAGACGGGAGUCCUACUUCGGUGAAGGCUUGAACAACGGCUCUGUGGGAGGAAUAGGGUGCAACGGGGAUGAAGAAACCCUCGGGGAGUGCGCCCAUCAACCGGUGCAGGAAUACACCGGCUGCAGCGGCCGAGUUGCUGGCCUGAUAUGUACCGUACCGGGCUUUCUCGGAUGCUACACUGAUGACAGGAACAACCGUGUGUUUACUGACCCGCGCUUCACCGCCGACAACCUGACCAUCGGCCUGUGCCUGGAGCGCUGCCGGGGGCAAGGAGCGCGCUACGCCGGCCUGGAGAACCGGCGCGACUGCUACUGUGGGGCGGAGGGGACGCAGAUCGACAUCCAUGGCCGGCUGCGCGACCGGGACUGCCGGAGCGCGUGCACAGGGAAUCCUGACGAAGUAUGUGGCGGGGGUGGCAAGCUUUCCAUCUACGACCUGACGCUGGGAUACUGCACGGACCCGGGGACCCCGGCUAACGGCGAGCGCACAUCGGCCGGUGGCGAGGCGUUCCGCUACGGCGCCAACGUCACCUUCUUCUGCCCUGACGGUUUCGAGCUAGUGGGAUCAAAUUUGGCGAGGUGCGUGCUGGGCGAUUCACCCCAAGAAGUGAGGUGGGACGAGCCGGUGCCGCAGUGCAGAUAUUGGCCGAUAUCAACGACACCAAACUCUGGGUCAGGUGACGAUGAAGAAUCGGGCACUAGCAGUGCAGGAAAAGUAGCUGGGAUAGUCUUGGCCUUAGUCGUAUUGCUACUACUUGUUGGUAUUUUUAUCGUAUUUAUCAUACGAAAAAGGAGGCGAAGACUUGACAAACAGGGAAACACAACUGCUGGGGAUCAUCAAGGCAAUACCUACUCCGAGCCACAUGGUGUGCCGAGGUACCAGACCUCCCCCAACGCUAACACAGAGUACCAGGACCUUGCCCCGCCAUUAAAGGACGAGGAAGGACCGUACACAUUGCUGCGGAAGCCCGGCUCGCAUCAGUCCUCGGAGAGAGACAUCCCGGAGUAUCUUGAGCUUUACCCCGAUUGCCAGGACGGCAGCUCCCCCGUCAACGCUAAGUGGACCGACAACCGAAUCGUCAUCGCCAAGCCACCGGUGGCAGCCAGGCAGAAGGCCUCGCGGGUCGACAAGGCACGCCUGCCGAGUCCAGAGGUUAACGAGAACGAGUAUUCGUAUGUGGACGCGUCCAGGUUCAGCGGCGACGCCCAGGUGCUUCAGGGAGCACAGCCCCGGGAAUCGAAGCCAAUGGAGGCAGAGGAGGUUGCUGGGGAGGAUUCUGUGUACUACAGCCUCCCACCCGAUGCACGGUAGCGAACAGAAAAGGAAGCCAUCUGACAGGAAAAUCGAAACUGAGUUCUCAGUCACUGACAGUGGCAGACAUACGCAUGUUGUGGAGAUCUACUUCUCGGGCUUAGUGCCCGUUCAAAACAUACCCUCAAAUAGUCGUGAACUGCAAAGACGAGAUGGAAGCUGCAAUGUCACACCUUUAAAAGGAGGGAAUAGGCCUAUAUGCUGAUGACAUCAAACGUUGUUUACAUACGCACUUUUCUAUGGAGCCAGUUAGUGUCCACUGUCCACUGAGCGCUGUAGGAAAGCACACACGUGAUUAAGUGUGGCCUCAUCAGGACCAAGGUCUGUUCCAGAUAAGAAUAACUUGGUUAUAACUUGAAUUCUACUCUCUUCAACUCCCGCCACCAAACUGCGCUGAUUUUUACUUCAAUUUUGAGCACACUGAUCACAGGAGAUGUUCAUGAUGUUUAAUAAAGGAAGUUUCCAAUGUGUGUCCGCGUGGAUUACGUAAAAAGGUCAACAACUCUGGGACGAGUCGGGAAAAAUUACACUGUUCAUCUUCCUGUGGAACUGAUCGAGGAGAUUUUUAGUGUCAUGGGACAUACUGUUUUUAUAACUUAGAAAAGAGCUUUAUGUGAGCCAUGAAUUUCUCUUUAAUAAAGGCGGAUAUCAUUUCACUUAAGUUAAACUUCACGACACGACCCGACCGUCGUGUACAGUACUUCCAACUAUUUUCCUACUUUAACCUGUGCUCAGAAUUUCACUGUUGUCUGUUUUUAUUGAUUUCACUGAGAGUGUUGGGACCUUUGGCCGUGUUGUACCUUACUUAAUGAUUCAUUUUAGUAGUGACGUGUAGUAAAUUCAUUAUUUUUUUAUAUUUUGCACACACAAAUUAAACCAGGAGGCCUACAUUAUUUCGCUAAUUCGUGUCAGGGCCUCAAGAUAUUUCAGCUUUUGUUUUUGUUUUUUUUUAAACAAGAUUGCUUUGAGGGAAAAUGAGGAGGACCCUUUGAACUCAUCUGUUACAUGCUUGACUCGGUCCGCAGAAGAUUGAUAACUACAUAUAGCAGGUGCAUGCGAGGCUGGGAGUUCGAAGAGACCUGGACUUCUCGAAGGUCUAAGUUUUAUGAGACACAGGCAUCCAAGAAACUGUGUGCUCUUCAAUCAAAUGAAAACGGUCCGGGGCAAGACACCUUAAGUGUUGCAGUAUGAAAUUCUGCACUGAAUCAAACACAGGUUAUGUGCCACACUGCGCAGUCCACAUGUUGCAACUUACGGCCUUUUUGAAGCAUGACGACACAAGAGAAGGGCGCUAUUUGAGGAGGGUAAAUUUGGAGUAAUAACACAAGAUAUUUUACCCAAACCAACUAUCGCCCUCCUAUUGUAACCACAUACCCCCAAAAUGACAGCGUACAUUUUUAGGCUGAGAGUCAGUAUCCAGAAAAAAAGGCCGUAUUUCAUGGGAGAUGAGCGUGCUUAUGACGCAUGGUAAAUAAAUAAUGCAUUGGUUACGGUUCAUUUCCACCACUGUGGGUCUGUUUUUGUACAUGUAAAAAUACUAUGCUUUCGUGUGUGUUUAUAGAUAACCCUUACUCACAAGGCCAUGUUGUUCUGAAGCGGGAAGCAUACUGCUUCGUCAUUUUCUGGUUGAGGUCGUGCAAAAGGACUGGGGACUUUUGUAUGAUUUGGUUUCGUUUUUGGUUGCUUGUUGGAGGUGUUUCUUUGCAUGUUUAUUUACAUUUAUUAUUGUGGUAGCGUUAUGGCAAAUAUUUUCGCGCUACUGUUUUGUGACAAAGCAGACAAAACAGAGAAAGUGAAAGGAAAAAUAUGCUUUCCAUGUAACAGUCGAAAUCGUGCAUGGAAAGACUGUCACUGUAUGUAGCCUCAUGACUGUUUUGAGGGAUGAUCAUCUCUGGUCUUCAACAGUCAUCGGUUAAGCCCCGAAAAUUGAUAGGAAAAUGAUAGAUGUGGAAAUGAACUUUAAUUUGAUACGUGUCUCGAACACCUGAGAAACUUGUAUUUUCCCCGAUUGUUUGAAGUUUGGGUAUUUAUUCCUGUUGUUAACCUAUAGACUUUUCAGUCCACUCACGUCAUUCCUUCCAGUGAAGGAAAUGGGUAAAUGACGUGGAAACGAAGAUACUGACAACAUAAUUACAGAAAGUUGCGCAUAAGGGCAUGCAAAUACUAAUAAACUAUAGAGAG